AUCAUGGUAUUUAUAAAUGGGAUGAUGGCGUCCGACCGCUGAUUAUUCUUUAUAUUCCCCCCUCCCCGAAAUGGCAAAUAGUUGAUAAUCUCCAGUGUAAAGUUAUUUCUACAUGAGUUAAAUCACCCCGAACAAUUACCGUGAACAUAAAUAGUUAAUAUAACCUGUGCAUCAAUCAGUCAUCAAUAUCAACCGAUAAAUUGGGUAAUUCUGUGAUCGAUUUGUCCCGAUAAACUGCCACGGUCAUCGUAUCAAAACACGAGCAUCAGAAGGGGACAGCGAAGGAAGAACAUCUUGACACGUUUUUUUAUAUAAAAAGAAGGAAAGAGAGAUUUAAUUCGUGGCAAGCCUGCCGCUAAAAUCUAGUAAAAUUUAUUUUCAAAAUGGCAGCUACGAGGAGAUUGCAAAAGGAGCUGGGAGACCUCAGGGCUUCGUCGAUGAAGAGCUUCACAAAUAUUCAAGUAGAUGAAUCUAAUAUUCUCAAUUGGCAGGGACUCAUAUUACCAGACAAUCCACCGUACAAUAAGGGAGCAUUUCGUAUUGAGAUUAACUUCCCGGCUGAGUAUCCAUUCAAACCACCGAGAAUAACGUUCAAGACCAAAAUUUACCAUCCUAAUGUUGAUGAGAAGGGACAGGUGUGUUUACCCAUUAUCACUGCUGAACACUGGAAGCCAGCGACAAAAACUGAUCAAGUCAUUCAAGCAUUAAUCGCAUUAGUCAACGAUCCCGAGCCCGAGCAUCCCCUUCGAGCAGAUUUGGCCGAGGAAUUCCUAAAAGACAGAAAGAAAUACUUGAAAAAUGCCGAGGAAUUUACAAAAAAACAUGCUGAGAAGAGACGAGAGCCAUCUUCAUCGGAAUAACCAUUUUAAUUAGCCGUUUACUCACCACGGAUGCCUACAGUCAGAACGAAGAAUAUCUGAUUCAUAAGAAUCGUGAAAUCCAGAAAGAAGUAAUUGGCUCACUGAAAAGAAAAACCAGGCAGAGAUAUAUCCCUUUUCCCACACGUGUACAGUAUUUGGUUUAUCGUCGAUGAAAAAACUUAAAAUUAUUUAUAAUGCAAGGAAAAAUCAUUUUAAAAAACAACUAAGGAUUAUAAUCGAUGUAUGAUAAACAAAACUGUAUAAAUACUAUGAUUUAGAUAAUAUCAAUUCAGUAGAAUAUUUCUAUAAUCAUUCGUAUUUGUCAUUGAUUAAAAUGGAUCUGUGGAAGAAGCAUUUUCAAUUGGCUCUGAUAUUAUUAUAGGAAAAUGUAUUAAUAUUAAUAACAGUUUUAUAAAAAUAAUUACCUAGAAAUUUCUCUCUUCAUUGAUAAAAAAAAGUUAUUCUUCCAUGUUAUAACAACAAAUGCCAAAGAGGAAAUCCUAUCUUUCUUCAUUCUACUCAUUCAAUGAGAAUUAAUUCGAUCCCUGUAGCUUCGAUACUCUCUUUAUUUUUCAUAGAAUAAAAUAACUGAGGCUAUU
Diachasma alloeum is the source of this 1459-nucleotide messenger RNA. RefSeq names its product ubiquitin-conjugating enzyme E2 L3 (gene Ubc10). Bases 384 to 860 code for a protein of 158 amino acids. The record is from RefSeq and is a predicted model, not a curated record. The transcript is spliced from 4 exons. NCBI's taxonomy places the organism in Eukaryota, Metazoa, Arthropoda, Insecta, Hymenoptera, Braconidae.